AUGGAGAUGAACAGGAGGGCCGCAGCCGGGCUUUCCGGGCGCGAACCCGGCGCCCGCGGGGGCGGAGCCUGCUGCACGCGCCUGCGCCCCAGUCCCGCCCCUCGGGGCUGGGAAGGUGCCGCCCUCCCGGAAGUGCGCCGAGGCCGGCGGAGGUUCUGCGGCGGCCGCAGGCGCUUGGCCGGGCGGGCGCCGCGCCCUCCGUUCCCGCACGUGGCUCGGCACGUGGCUGAGCGCCCGGCCCUGGGCGCCCUGGAGCCGCCGGCGUCGGUCGCCGCGGCGGUUUCAUCCCUGACCAUCGCCGACGCGUUCGUCAGGGCCGGCGAGAGCCCCGCCCCGCCGCUCCCCGCGCUCCCUAGGAGGUUCAUCUGCUCCUUCCCGGAUUGCAGCGCCGGUUACAACAAGGCCUGGAAGUUAGACGCGCACCUGUGCAAGCACACGGGGGAGAGACCAUUUGUUUGUGACUAUGAAGGGUGUGGCAAAGCCUUCAUCAGGGACUACCACCUGAGCCGCCAUGCCCUGCUUCACACUGGAGAAAAGCCUUUUGUUUGUUCAGCUAGUGGCUGUGAUCAAAAAUUCAACACAAAAUCAAACUUGAAGAAACAUUUUGAACACAAACACGAAAAUCAACAAAAACAAUAUGUGUGCACUUUUGAAGGUUGUAAGAAGACCUUUAGGAAACAUCAGCAGCUGAAAACCCAUCAGUGCCAGCACACCAAUGAGCCACUGUUCAAGUGCACUCAUGAAGGCUGCGGGAAACACUUUGCUUCACCCAGCAGGCUGAAGAGACACGGGAAGGUCCAUGAGGGCUAUAAAUGUCAAAAAGAAUGUUCCUUUGUGGCAAAAACAUGGACAGAGCUCCUGAAACAUGUGAGAGAAACCCAUAAAGAGAAAAUAAUAUGUGAAGUAUGCCAGAAAACAUUUAAACGCAAAGAUUAUCUGAAGCAACAUAUGAAAACACAUAACCCAGAAAGGGAUGUGUGUCGAUGUCCAAGAGAAGGCUGUGGUAGAACCUAUACAACUGUGUUCAAUCUCCAGAGCCAUAUUCUCUCCUUUCAUGAGGAAAGGCGUCCGUUUGUGUGUGAACAUGCUGGCUGCGGCAAAACUUUUGCCAUGAAACAGAGUCUCACUAGGCAUGCUGUUGUGCAUGACCCUGACAAAAAGAAAAUGAAGCUCAAAGUAAAACAGGCUCGUGGAAAACGGAGUUUGUCCUCCCGUCUCAGUGGAUACAUUCCUCCUAAAGGGAAACAAGAACACAGCUUAUCUUUGCCUAAAACUGGAGAGUUGCUGAAUUGCACUGAGGACAAAGUGCUCUCAACAGUUGCGGUACUUACCCUCAGCUAAACAUCCAAUUGUUCUCCACAGACCAGCCAGCUCAGUUACAGGCAGACCUUACUGGUGGUUCCAGACCACUGCAAUAAAACAUGUAGUGCAAUAAAGCAAGUUGAAAUGCCUUUGCUUGUGGAGGAGGGUCUUGCCUUUGAUUUUUGGGGGAAAAUGCAACAUCUGUAAAACACUGUAAAGUGAAGCACAAUAAAACGAGGUAUUCCUGUA
Messenger RNA from Myotis myotis, 1551 nucleotides. It is a transcript of the gene GTF3A, whose product is annotated as general transcription factor IIIA. Gene Ontology annotation, cellular component: nucleus. The coding region runs from base 1 to 1341 and encodes 446 amino acids. NCBI's taxonomy places the organism in Eukaryota, Metazoa, Chordata, Mammalia, Chiroptera, Vespertilionidae. The transcript is spliced from 10 exons. The record is from RefSeq and is a predicted model, not a curated record.